Messenger RNA from Lepidothrix coronata (blue-crowned manakin), 1204 nucleotides. RefSeq names its product BRX1, biogenesis of ribosomes (gene BRIX1). Gene Ontology annotation, biological process: rRNA processing; ribosomal large subunit assembly. Gene Ontology annotation, cellular component: nucleolus. The coding region runs from base 28 to 1071 and encodes 347 amino acids. The transcript has 10 exons. Lineage: Eukaryota; Metazoa; Chordata; Aves; Passeriformes; Pipridae. The record is from RefSeq and is a predicted model, not a curated record. Gene Ontology annotation, molecular function: rRNA binding.
GGAGCGGCGUGCGCGGCGUGGGGCGAGAUGGCGGCGGGGAAGAGGAAGCGUGAGGCGCUCCCGCCGGGAAAGGGGAAGCGCGCCAGGACCGGCCCCAGCGCGGCAGAGGCAGAGGCGGCCCCGGCCGGAGCCCCGCAGGAAUACAGCAUCCCGCCGCCCGUGUCCCAGGGUAAAUGGAAGAAUAAGGAGCGAGUGCUGAUAUUCUCCUCUCGUGGAAUUAAUUUCAGAACAAGGCACCUAAUGCAAGACUUAAGAACAUUGAUGCCUCACUCUAAAGCAGAUACUAAAAUGGACCGUAAAGACCAGUUAUUUGUAAUUAAUGAGGUGUGUGAAAUGAAAAACUGCAAUAAGUGCAUCUUUUUUGAAGCGAAAAAGAAACAGGAUCUCUAUAUGUGGCUUUCAAACACACCACAGGGACCGUCAGCUAAAUUCUUAGUGCAGAAUGUUCACACACUGGCUGAAUUGAAGAUGACAGGAAAUUGCCUAAGGGGCUCACGGCCCCUCUUAUCUUUUGAUCCAAUAUUUGACAAGGAGCCACACUAUGCCCUGCUAAAAGAAUUGUUUAUUCAGAUAUUUAGCACACCACAGUAUCACCCCAAAAGCCAACCUUUUGUCGAUCAUGUUUUCACCUUCACCAUUACAGAUGAGAGGAUCUGGUUUCGGAAUUACCAGAUAAUAGAAGAAGAUGCAUCUCUAGUAGAAAUUGGGCCUCGUUUUGUCCUGAACCUCAUAAAAAUCUUCCAAGGUAGCUUUGGAGGACCAACUCUGUAUGAAAAUCCUCAUUACCAGUCCCCAAAUAUGCAUCGACGGCUGAUAAGAUUGUCAGUGGCAGCUAAGUUUAGAGAGAAACAGCAUGUGAAAGAAGUGCAAAAGGAGAAGAAAAAAGCGAGUAAGGUCCUUGUUAAAGAAGAUCCUACCGAAGUGGUCUUUGAAACUCCAGCUGAAGAAAAGCCAGUGGAAAUACAGCUUGUGAAACCAGAGUCAAAGCCAAUUGUUAAAGAUAAAAAGAAACUACGCAAAAUUCAGAGGAAGAAACAAAAAAAGCUAUUUAGAACUGAAGCAUCAGCAUAAAUGUUGCAAGGGUGGAAACUAGCUAUAUUGACAUAAUAUUGUAAAUAAUUGUUUCUACAGGCAAAACUAUUUGGAGUUCAGUUUUAAGUAAACAAAAUAUCCAUUUCUUUAUUAGGAUUGCGUGUGUGUUCUU